Molecule: messenger RNA, 2577 nt
Organism: Coprinopsis cinerea okayama7#130
Lineage: Eukaryota; Fungi; Basidiomycota; Agaricomycetes; Agaricales; Psathyrellaceae
Product: GTPase activating protein
Exons: 11
Coding region: 1-2577 (858 amino acids)
Biological process (GO): regulation of GTPase activity
Source: RefSeq, a predicted model, not a curated record
AUGUCCGAUACGUGGGACCGUCUCUCUAGCCAACGUGAAUAUCUGGUCUCUGUGGAACUAUAUGUUUCGACAACGGCGGGCUCAGCACUGCGAAAGCCCGUCUCCAGUCGAAGGAAAGCCGAAAAACGCGACUCUAGUGCCGUUGUAUUGGAUGAUAAUAAGCUUCGAGACAGAGCAAGUUGGCAAGCUCUGCCCAAGAGCCUCAGUGGUGCCGGGCAGUGGAGAAAUGCCACAUGUAAACUGUCCGAAGAAGGCGAUAGGUGUUUCUUGAAUAUCUAUGUCGACGAAUCCAUCCUUUACCAAACAGUCUACAUCCACCUACUCAACCAAACCGACAUCCGACCUGCCGAUCCGUCAUUGUUUUUCAGAAAGGACUGCAUAGGACUAUAUUGCAUCGAGGGGCAACGCUGGACGUCUGCAACAACUGCAGAACCGAUAUACCUCCAGUUCCCUAACCCGGAUACGUGUGCAACUUGGCUCGCCCUGCUUAAAUCAUACGCUAUCCCAGAGAUCUAUGGAAGAUGGUUCUUCCCUGUCGACGGUGGCUCAUACAGGAUGUGGCGGCAGAUUGAACUAUCCGUUAUUCAAGCACGACAUAUCAGGGCCCAGAAGGCGGAGAAUGGUUAUGAUAUUGGAGAUGCUGGUGGAGAUGCUGAGUUUGAUGGGGAAGUCUCAUGCGAGAUCCAUUUGAAUAGCAUCCUCUGCGGGAGGACGACGGGGAAGAAACGACCUGCUGGAAAUUCGUUGUUGGACUGGCAUGAGAAGUUUGUCUUUCCCGACUUGCCGCCGUUCGAGACUCUGGUUAUCAACAUAUGGAGGGAGAAGAAAGCGACGAAGCCGACAGUGCUAGGCCUUGUUCGAAUCGAACUCUUCAACUUUCGACGAGGAGAGACGACGGAGGGAUGGUUCCCAAUCAUCCAGGGGAUGAGCGGUUCCUCGAGAGAGACGCAGAUCGGAGAAUUGAGGUUGAAGCUUCGCGUCGACGAAGAAAUAAUUCUACCCCAAGCAGCGUACCAAGGGCUACUGGCUACGUUCGACUCACGAAACUUCUUGGAUUGGAUGACAGAGCUCGAAAGCAAGCUCAAGCUGAAGCAUAUCUCGAGCCAGCUUAUGGCAGUCGCAAUCGCUCAGGACACUCUAAUCGUUCAAGUGCAAGAGUUCGCUGCCAGGGAAGUGCUGGGUGCUCCAAUUUCCCACCAGACCCUCUUUCGAGGGAACACCGUUUUCACCAAGGUCAUGGAAUUGGCCAUGACGUGGUAUGGGAAAGCAUUCUUGGAAGCCAGUAUCGGACAGGUGCUUCGGAGACUAUGUGCUGAGAAAGUCGCCAUCGAGGUUGACCCUGUAAAGAGCGGCAAGAGCAACAAAGAAGUCGAAAAAAACGUUGAGCAACUGAUAUACUGGUGCCAAGAAUUUUGGAAUCAAAUCUACGCUGUUCGAAACGAAUGUCCGAUCGAGCUAAGGCGGCUUUUCUUGACGAUUCGGAAGCUGGUAGAAGAACGAUGCCGCAAUGAGAAUGGGUCCAUAGGUGCAAAUCGCGAUUUGCCGAAGCAGAGUGUGUCCGCGUUCGUCUUCUUGCGUUUCAUUGUCCCAGCCAUACUGCAUCCACAUCUUUUCGGCUUAUGUCCUGGUCUUCCAUCAGACCCUGUGAAACGAAGCUUAACGUUAAUCGCCAAGGUUAUCCAGAGCUUGGCCAACUUGAAUGCAUCCGCGCAAAAGGAGGCAUUCAUGCGAGGCAUCAAGGAUUUCCUGGCGAAUAGCUUGAGCGCAAUGGUCGAUUACAUUGCAGCAGUGUCUGGCCCGAUUGACGAACACCAGGCCAACCAUUCCAACAGAGAACAUCGGCAUGGCCGCCUACGUAUUGCCAAUGGACUUCGCGAACGGCGGGCAACCAUGGCAGUCCUCGAUAGAGAAGCAAUUCCGACCUUACCCCAUCUUCUCGACGUCCCGCGCCAUCUAGCUGUGAUAACAUCAGCUGUGAUCAGGAGUUGUCGAGAUCCCUCGAUCCAUCCCGGACUUUCUGGCGACGAUAGUGUCCAGUUAGAGGAAUUCUGUACCAGAUGUGCGGAAGUCGAAGAGCAAGCGCUCUUCAGGGUCACACAGCUGGCAUCCAAGCUGUCCAUACGAAGACCGUCCCUCCCCAAUGUCCAUUCGCCUAAUUCAGCAUUGCCUGGCCUAACCUCACCGGUUCAAACUCAACCCUCAAAGCCACGUUAUAACCACCGGCAAACCAAAUCGGCUGCUAGGCCGUCGACAGCACCAUCUUCCGGCUCAAACACUCCUCGACAGGGUUGGAACGAGAUACCACCCCCAAAUUCUCCUGUUGCACGAUCGAAACAUGGUGACUCCAACGGGACCAAUGAUGUCAGGGAGCGACUUCCUUCCCAGCCUGGGACAAAUCGCCCCCGUCACGUCAAGGUCCCUUCGUCCGACGCCGUUCCAUUGUAUACUGUCUCUACCGUCACCACUGGUCGGCCUGCGAUAUCGACCCCACAAAGGGUGCCAAGUGCAUCCAAUGAAACCCCUGAAGAUAUCACGAAGAGAAAACGAGGGUUAUUCCGGGGGAUCCUGAAGCGCUAG